Lactuca virosa is the source of this 363-nucleotide messenger RNA. The record is from the annotation of a GenBank genome assembly. Lineage: Eukaryota; Viridiplantae; Streptophyta; Magnoliopsida; Asterales; Asteraceae.
AUGCUGGUUGUUCUCGGUUUUCAGGCCAAACAAAAUGUCCAUGAGAACAGCAACACACCAGCACAACCCUCGCGUGGCAGCGUACAUCAGUCGGAACAGGUGCGUCCGGGGAUGGCGACACGCAGCUUGACGUCGUCUUCAACAGCUUGGCAUCGCCCGUGGGUAUUCUUCCGUUCAUUCACGACAUCACUGGCAGUUAGGGUGACGUUGGUGCCUCGGGGCAAGGCAGCAAUCGGAAAGGCAGCUGCUGGAGCUCUAGGAUGGCGACGGGAGAAAGAGAAGGAGAACGGAGAAUGGAGGGGGGGGGGUAACAGUCGCACCCGACAGUCCCGUCGUCGACCUAUUCUCGCCGGAAGGAAAUAG